Molecule: messenger RNA, 831 nt
Organism: Aegilops tauschii subsp. strangulata
Lineage: Eukaryota; Viridiplantae; Streptophyta; Magnoliopsida; Poales; Poaceae
Source: RefSeq, a predicted model, not a curated record
AUCAACGUCAGGGGAUCAAAGCUAAAACUACACCAGAUAGAGACACAAGAACAGAUUUCCCAUAUAUAUAGAUAGAUAGAAGACCAUACUAUUAUCGGCAGCUAGCUAGGACCAUAGUAUCACACACACUCACACACUCGCUCUCUCUUCUUCCAAAUCCCAAUCGCCGGCCACUUGUCACUCUCCUCUGCUCACUGCUCCGAACAGAGGAGCUCCAACUCCAUCACCUCCUCUUCAGCAUCAGGAGGAGGAGGAGACGUCGUAGCGCUUGUGCCAAGCGAGCUAGCUAGCUAGGCACGAGAAAAUUCAGGCUGUGGUGAACUGAUCAGCGAUCACUGGUCAGUCACCUGAUCUAGCAGCCGGCAGAAGCAAGAGAAGUCCAGUCAGUGAGCCAGAGCGAGCCAUGGGCGGCAUUGCUGGUGGUAGAUGCCGGAUCAGUGGCCUGGCCUUGCUCGUGUGCGCCGUGCUCUUGUCCGCGACGACGAUGGCGAACGGCAUCAGGACUGGAGCAGCUGAUGGCACGGGUGCUCCUGGUCCGGCUGCUGCCGCGGCACAGGCUGCCACCCUAGCCGCGGCUCCUCCCGUCGCUGCCGCUGCAAUGGCACCACCUUCGGAGCGAGCUGCAUUGGAGGAUCCGUACAAGAACAGCAAGAGGAAGGUGCCGAACGGGCCCGAUCCGAUUCACAAUAGGAGAGCCAGAUGGGGAGACGCACCGGCAAGGAGAGUGUAAGGCAUCACGUAAACCGUGGAUCAAUGUUGAGAGGCUCGGCGAGCGAGCACACAAACAUUGAGGUGGAAUGGAAGGUUCCAUGGCUAAGAGCCAUGCAUGCA